Molecule: messenger RNA, 258 nt
Organism: Monascus purpureus
Lineage: Eukaryota; Fungi; Ascomycota; Eurotiomycetes; Eurotiales; Aspergillaceae
Source: the annotation of a GenBank genome assembly
AUGGCUUUCACUCCGUCCGUUCGCCGCUCUGCGGCCGUUUCUCCCAAGUUCUACGCAACCCCCAACUUCCAUGGCAUUAGCACCACGAGCGCUCUCAGAUACGGUUCCGUUCUGAGUGGCUUCGGUGUUGCCGCUGGUGUCUUUGCGCUCUUCUUCUUUGGCGAUGUCCCCCGCGUCCGGGUGGAUAUCCUCCAGCGCAUCCCUGUUGUCGGAGGCUACUGGAAGAGAGAGAUUGCUCCUGAGGACAAUCCCUUCUAA